AAAAAGGACAAAAGAAGUGAUUUACGACUGAAUCUGCGUCCAUUAGUUAAUCUUUGGAACAUCAAAAACGAUAAGAGUAGACUUUUCCAACUAAAACAGACUGAAAACAUUAAAGACUACUGAUGACAAACACCUUGAAGUGAGCAGGCUGUAAACAAAUGGCUGAUGGAGUACACAACUGAAGAUGGCUGAACUUAAAUAUGACUUAGCCCUUGUCGACACCCAAAAAGAUAAAAAGAUACAACAUCAGACCUGGUAAAAAGGGCGACUAAGAACCAAGUUUAUCAAGUCACUAAGUCCAAAUGACACAUCCAAGAGCCGUGGAAGGAACUGGGUGUUUCUCAAGGAUGGCCUUGAUGAUUUCAGAGAUGGUCUACCUCCUGCAGUCGGCUAUGUUUUUCAUAAAGGUAUUAAAGGACCUGGUCCCAAUGUGACAGGCAGCAGUGAGAAUGUCCCAGUCAAGCAGCCAGCCAUGCUUGAACCCGGCUUGGACAAGUACCAAGUGUGUUACUCUCAGAUUACUCCACAACAGCAGCAGAGGAGAGAACACAUUGAGGAGAUAGAGUAUGGCUUGCUGCAGCAUCCACUGGCUCUCUAUCCUCAUCUGGAGGAGAGUGUACCUCCAGAGUUGUUUGAGGAUAUCGUUGACAUCCUUGACCCCGAAAUGAACAUGGGGUCGGAGGAAGGGUCACUGGUCACGGAGGGGUCAAUAUCAACCCAGAGUGCUCAAGAGAUAGAACAGCCCAAGUCAACUGAGCCAGCUACAACUGAGCGUGUGGACACAGAGCUGGAGGAGGGGGCUGUAAGGAACCCAUACCGAUGGCUGCCUCGUAAGGAAGAGAAGAAGGACAAGAGGAAAACAAAUGAGAAGAGGUCCAGUUCCCCCUCUCAAGAAGGGAGCACAUCACCAAUGUCACUAAUGACUUCUGCAACUGGGUGGCAAGUCUGGAAGUGA
Messenger RNA from Haliotis rubra (blacklip abalone), 955 nucleotides. Its product is annotated as putative protein FAM47D. NCBI's taxonomy places the organism in Eukaryota, Metazoa, Mollusca, Gastropoda, Lepetellida, Haliotidae. The record is from RefSeq and is a predicted model, not a curated record.